Spinacia oleracea (spinach) is the source of this 1945-nucleotide messenger RNA. RefSeq names its product shaggy-related protein kinase NtK-1. Lineage: Eukaryota; Viridiplantae; Streptophyta; Magnoliopsida; Caryophyllales; Amaranthaceae. The record is from RefSeq and is a predicted model, not a curated record. Bases 303 to 1532 code for a protein of 409 amino acids. Gene Ontology annotation, cellular component: cytoplasm; nucleus. The transcript is spliced from 13 exons. Gene Ontology annotation, molecular function: protein serine/threonine kinase activity; ATP binding. Gene Ontology annotation, biological process: cell differentiation; peptidyl-threonine phosphorylation; signal transduction.
UUAUUGUUAAUAUUAUUAUUGGUUGAAGAGAGAGAGUGUGUUUCUGUUUCCUGUUUCUCCCUUUGACUGUGACCAAACCCCAAAACACAAGCUUCCUCUUUUCUUCGUCUUCUUCUUCAUCUCCUUCAUUACAAAACUGUAUAAUUAAGCUGCCUCUUCCUUUCACUUUCAACUUUCUCUCUCUUAAACAACAACACCUACACCAACCUUCCUCAUCUCCUCCAUCUUCCUGUCUUUUACUGAUUAUUUAUUCUUGCUGGUGACUUUGAAUCCUGCUGGUCAUUUUGUGUGGAAACGAUAUAAUGGCUCCAGUGGGUAUCGCUCCCACCUCUGGGCUUAGAGAGGCCGGUGGCAAUGUUGGUGCUAUUGAUAAGUUACCUGAUGAGAUGAAUGGCAUGAAAAUUAGAGAUGAUAAGGAAAUGGAAACUGCUGUUGUUGAUGGUAAUGGUGCAGAGACUGGUCAUAUAAUUGUCACGACGAUUGGUGGUAAAAACGGGCAAGCUAAGCAGACAGUGAGUUACAUGGCUGAGCGUGUUGUCGGACAAGGAUCCUUUGGAGAAGUGUUUCAGGCAAAGUGUUUGGAGACGGGUGAAACUGUGGCUAUAAAGAAAGUCCUUCAGGACAAGAGAUACAAGAACCGUGAGUUGCAGACAAUGCGUCUUUUGGAUCAUCCAAAUGUCACCUCUUUAAAGCAUUGUUUCUUUUCCACAACUGGAAAGGAUGAACUUUAUCUUAAUCUGGUGCUUGAGUUUGUCCCUGAAACUGUUCAUCGUGUCAUAAGACACUACAACAAGAUAAACCAGAGAAUGCCGUUGAUAUAUGUAAAGCUUUACAUGUACCAGAUCUGUCGAGCAUUAGCCUACAUUCACGGGACAAUUGGGGUAUGCCAUAGAGACAUAAAGCCCCAAAACCUACUGGUCAAUCCGCAUACGCACCAGUUAAAGAUUUGCGACUUUGGAAGUGCUAAAGUCUUGGUGAAAGGAGAGCCAAACAUAUCUUAUAUAUGCUCUAGAUACUAUCGUGCACCAGAACUGAUAUUCGGAGCAACUGAGUACACAACUGCAAUUGACAUCUGGUCUGCUGGUUGUGUUCUUGCUGAACUGCUUCUUGGACAACCUUUAUUCCCUGGUGAGAGUGGAGUAGAUCAGCUUGUGGAGAUUAUCAAGGUUUUGGGUACCCCAACAAGGGAAGAAAUAAAAUGUAUGAAUCCCAAUUACACCGAAUUUAAGUUCCCCCAAAUUAAAGCACACCCAUGGCACAAGAUAUUCCACAAGCGUAUGCCUCCUGAGGCUGUUGAUCUUGUCUCAAGACUUCUGCAAUAUAGUCCGAACCUUCGUUGCACAGCUUUAGAAGCUCUAAUUCAUCCAUUCUUCGACGAGCUACGUGAUCCAAAUUCUCGCUUACCCAAUGGGCGGGCCCUUCCCCCACUCUUCAAUUUUAAGGCUCAUGAACUAAAAGGAGUUCAUACCGAAACUUUGGCGAGGCUUGUUCCAGAACAUGCUAGAAAGCAGUGUGCUUUUCUUGGAUCAUGAUGUAGUUGACGGCGAUCUUGCUCAAGAGGUGCUUUCAUGGAGAAAUGUUUCAGCUGGUUUGAAGUAGAUAGCUAUAUGCGCAUGUUCAAGGGGAAGCUUUGGAGGUUAUAUUAAUUUCAAUUAACUUUGUAUGUUCUCUGCUAACGUGCUGUUUACGUUCAUAAUGGUGUGGUAAUAUGGGAAGGUUCUGUUUAUUGUACCCAGAACCUAAUGGGCGAUGAACCCUUGUCUGUAGAUGUGACUGUAGGUUGUAACUAUGUAUCGAAUUAAAUGAUCAUUUUAUUCUUUUAUAUGGUUCACUCUGUUAUUCGAUUCAGAGAGGCACUGCAUCACUGUGACUGCUGUGUUUUUUGUAAAAUUUCCUAAUUUUUACUCUCUAUGAUUUUAAUAGAAGUAUUAGUGUAUUACCUUGA